Nomascus leucogenys (northern white-cheeked gibbon) is the source of this 9770-nucleotide messenger RNA. The record is from RefSeq and is a predicted model, not a curated record. NCBI's taxonomy places the organism in Eukaryota, Metazoa, Chordata, Mammalia, Primates, Hylobatidae.
AGAGAGGACUUAUCUCCAGCAUCUAGCACUACAGAGCAGAGGCUGUGUGGAGAAUGGCUGAAAAAUCAGAAUUGGUUGUAGAAGCAGUUUUCUUUCUGGUUGUGAGUAUGAGCCCGGCAGACACCAUGAGCGCUGUUGCAGGGGAGUCAGCCUGUGCUUGACACAUGUGUUUCCCAUUGAUAGCUGGAGACAGCCCAGUAGCUGUGAGUCGGUCUGACAAAGCCAUAUUGAAGUACAGAGUACGGUUUCAAAGCAGUCAGAAAAAGAACGGGAAUGCUGUUCAGGAAAUUCUUCAGGCAUGGGCAGGGACUUGGCUGCAGUUCUGCAGUUGGAAAAUCUGACUGGGGCAGCUUCUGAGCGCAGGCUGGGCCUGCACACACUCAGCCGGCCGAGUGGCCACCUCCUUCAGAGCUGCUCAGCACGCCCUGGGAUCGCUGGCGGUUUUCAUCGCCGGUUUGUGAAACGGACAAGAGAGAGACAUUACUGCCGGGAUUGUUGAGUGAAGGGACCAGGUGGAGAUGAUGCCUCAGGAACAGUACACUCACCACCGGAGCACCAUGCCCGGCUCCGUGGGGCCACAGGUAUACAAGGUGGGGAUUUAUGGCUGGCGGAAACGAUGCCUGUAUUUCUUCGUCCUGCUCCUCAUGAUUUUAAUACUGGUGAACUUGGCCAUGACCAUCUGGAUUCUCAAAGUCAUGAACUUCACAAUUGAUGGAAUGGGAAACCUAAGGAUCACAGAAAAAGGUCUAAAGCUAGAAGGAGACUCCGAAUUCUUGCAACCUCUCUACGCCAAAGAAAUCCAGUCCCGACCAGGUAAUGCCCUGUACUUCAAGUCUGCCAGAAAUGUUACAGUGAACAUUCUCAAUGACCAGACUAAAGUGCUAACUCAGCUUAUAACAGGUCCAAAAGCCGUAGAAGCUUAUGGUAAAAAAUUUGAGGUAAAAACUGUUUCUGGAAAAUUGCUCUUCUCUGCAGAUGAUAAUGAAGUGGUAGUAGGAGCUGAAAGAUUACGAGUUUUAGGAGCGGAGGGCACAGUGUUCCCUAAAUCUAUAGAAACACCUAAUGUCAGGGCAGACCCCUUCAAGGAACUAAGGUUGGAGUCCCCAACCCGGUCUCUAGUGAUGGAGGCCCCAAAAGGAGUGGAAAUCAAUGCAGAAGCUGGCAAUAUGGAAGCCACCUGCAGGACAGAGCUGAGACUGGAAUCCAAAGAUGGAGAGAUUAAGUUAGAUGCUGCAAAAAUCAGACUACCUAGACUGCCUCACGGAUCCUACACGCCUACAGGAACAAGGCAGAAGGUCUUCGAGAUCUGCGUCUGCGCCAAUGGGAGAUUAUUCCUGUCUCAGGCAGGAGCUGGGUCCACUUGUCAGAUAAACACAAGUGUCUGCCUCUGAAAGACUAUCCAUAGUGGACAUUGUUGGCAGCAUAAAGGCCUUUUUUGGCUUUAGACACUGGCUGCCAGCUAUUUUUACUAGAACACAGAAAGCCUAUCAAAGACCUUGUGUGUAUGUGUACGUGUGUGUGCGUGCUUGAGUGUGUUUGCGUGUGUGGGUGGAUAUAAAUAUAUAUAAAUAUAUAUAAAUAAAUAUAUAUAUCCUCUGUAUAAAAUGAGGUUUCAGUACAAAAGGAACCAUGGGUGACCCUGCAAUAUCCACUGUCAUUUUCCAUCCCAUCCCCACCACCUGUGUGACAGAAAUCUAAACACACAUCCAUCCCCAACAUUCCCCAGACUAUUCAGAAUCACACAGCGUAUUGAACACUGACAGAAUCUUCAUCUAGAUGUUUGAGUAGCAGCAUAUCUUCUCCUUUAGUGCCAUAAAGAGGGAGUGAUGGCGGGAAUCUCAAAGUCGCAUUCAAGCUCUGAGACCUUUGUAUCAAAAGUAGGCAUUUGAUUUCCUGUUUUGGCUUUAGUAAGGCUGGCUAACUUCCCCCUCUUCAAGCUAGGGACCGGCAACGCUGUGGAAGUCAGCCGUAGGAACUCAAAAUGGCUGGCCUACCUUGGCUACCAAACAUAUUGGGGUUUUUGUAGUUGAAUGAAUGAGGAGGAUGAAUUUCAGCAAAUUUUGAACUGCUCACCCAACUUCUGCUAUCUUGCUCCCUCCAAAGUCACAGAUUCUCCUACAGUCAAAUUAGGAGCUGUAAAUCAGCACAAAAUAAGAUAACAGCUGCUCCUCAGUCAGCUGGAAGCUACUCAAUGGCCUGACGGGCAACGAACAAACGGGUGAUAUAUCUGUUUUUUAAAGGAAAAAUGGCUUAAAAGCUGUUCUGUUCUCACUUCUGACUUUAACCAAAAGAUUUCAACCCACAAUGAUCAGGUCAAUCAAAAUCCCUAAGAGCAGAACUCCUACCCCAAAAGAAGCCUGGAAGUCUAAUUAAGUGUAGCAUCAGGAACCUAAUUAUGUUUACUAUGUUUCUUGGGAUUGGUGGGUAAUGUCAAAAUAUGCCCUUUAUUUUUAAAGGCAUUCACAAACUCUCUGACUUUGAUCUUAUGUAUUUUUUUCAGUGCCGGGAUAUUCAUAUUCCUAAAGCCACUAUUGUGCUUUCUCUAAGAAGCACUACAUGCCACCAGAAUUGCUCACUGAAAGAUAACACAAACUGAGUGUCUUUAUGAGAAUCACUGUGUCCCCCUGGGGCCCAGCAGUACCUGCUUCCCUGUAUGUGGAAGCAGCACCUCAUUCCCGCCAUCAGCUACCUCUCAUCACCCCACCUUCAUCAUCAUGCUCCAGGGUCACCCUGGCCAGCUCUUGUGCUGGGACAGGGGAUUACACCAUCUCUGUUCAAAGAGGGGGAAAUGUGCCUAUGCCUUAAGUCAAUGCACUCAGCAAGGAGAAGCACAUCUUAUUUAUCUUGUUACCUAUAGUUUAUUUUGGGUGAUUGGAGGGGAAUGAUUUAGUUAUGACUGGACAUCUUAAAAGCUGAUAGACAAGCCAAAUGGCUGGCAGAUGUGGAUUUCAAAGAGCCCAGAAUGAACUCAUCACUGGCUUAGACAGUCCUGGAUGCCAUUUGGAAAGCAGUGGCCCCGCAAGCCUAAAUGAAGUAGUAUUUGUAGUAGUAUUUGCAUUUUUCUUUUCCCUCAACAAGGUGUUACUUUUUCUUACUUUACAAGCAAGGGAAGUUUUGUGACAGGAGAGAAAUAAAAGAUUUGAUAUUUUUUGAGAUGACACUGAAGCAUCAGGCUGAGAUUUGCACACAUGGGAUGUAAAAGCAAUCUGUGUGUUGCUUAGCCACUUAGAAGUAGAUGGUGGGGGACAGUGGCAUGGGUCCUAGCCUGGCCAGUGAUGCUGCUGGCAUCCAGACCCCAAACUCACUCCAAGCACUCUUGUUCAAUAUCUCAUGCAGAAGAGUUGGGCUGGUCACUCUUAGGGGUGAGACCCAGUGAUUGGUUGGUUUGUAGCAUUAAGGUCUAAAAAGGAAAACCAUAAAAGACAUCAGAUUACUCUGGAUCAGUAUAAUUAAUAUUCCAUAGGGCCAUGUUGCCAGAAUCUGUAUGUAUCAACACAGGGUUUUUCCAAGCCAGGAAGCGCCCUCCUUGGCUACUAGGAGCACCUAUCCCAUAUCAUUCAGAUAAACAAUAAUAGCUACAAAGUCAUUUGUGGCUAGAUAGGUUAAGACAGGUGAUUUUUUAAAGCAGACUGUCUUUGCAUUUUGCCAUCUCAAGUUCAUUAAUCUUUAGAUGACAAAAAAGGAAAAAGUUCCCAGAACCUUUUUCCUUAGAUUUUGUUCUAAUCACCACGUGAAAGAAUGAGAUUAGCGCCACAAGUUUUAUGCCAAUAAAAGAGACUGGUGUGAUCCCACAUGCAAAAUUUAAUCCUGAGGGUAGUGAGAUCACAAACAGAAUAAAAAUAAGAGCAAUCAACCAUAUAAAUCAAGUACCUAUUGGGAACAGAUAUAACAUUCUAUUUUUCAUUUAUGCUAAGUGACCACAAUAUACAAAGUAAUAAGCAGUAAAUUUGAUAUGGGUUAAAUUAUGCAUUUUGUUCAGAUUUUGGAAAUUGGUAGUAAAAUGCAUUUAUAAGUUUCUCAAUGUACAUCUUUUCAUCCCAACACCCUCAAACUAGAAUAUCUGUCGAUGGUCAAGAGAAAAAUUUUACCUGAAUUCUUGGGGGUGGGGGAGAAGCUUUUACAUUAAAAUCUACUAACGCCUACUUUUUAAAAAAUGAGAUUCUUUCUAAUUUUUAUAUAUGAUAUUUUCUAGACAAUCGCACCUUUGGGUAUAUUAAACAGCUGGUAUCAUAACAGUCCAAAUGAACCUUCAAUAUACUAGAAGUUCUAGUAUGUUAAUAUUGUUCAGAAGAUUUUUACAAAUUAAAAACUGAUUUCCAAAUAUAUUCAACAUUUACUUCUAUUUGAUAUCUGCUCAAGAAGUCAUAGAAGUCUCGGGAAACUAUUCGAGUAUCACAGAGGUUUUCAAAAGCCCUUAUGGUGACAUCUACCUAGGUAAAACCUGACAUGUGGCUUUAUAAUUGUUAUGUUACCCAAGGGAUAGAUGUUAUAAACUUGAGCUGGCUUUGAACAUCCUUUAGGUCAUUUUCUCUUUGGAUAAUUUUCAUCGCAUAUCCAGCAACCAUAGACCAAAGUUUGCUUGAGGUUUGACCCUAGAGCAGAGAUCGGCAAACUAUGACCUGGAAACCAAAUCUGACUCACCACCUUUUCCUGCAAUUAAAGUUUUAUUGUCACAUAGCCACAUACAUUCAAUUACAUGUUUUCUGAUUUUACACUACAGCAGUGGAUGGAGUAGUUGUGUCAGAGACUAUGUAUCCCACAAAGCAUAGAUUACUUACUAUUUAGUCCUUCACAGAUAAAGUUUCCUGACCCCUGACCUAGAGGUUUUUGUGGUAUGCAUUGGAUAUAGCAGGAAAGAAAGCACCUUUCCAAACAGCAGGGAGUAAGCUUACUUUUCUGUGUAGGCUUGGGAAUAUAGUUACUUGGCAAAGUCUUUCAGGAAGGAAGCCCUUCCUUAUGUUACAUGUGGAAAGCCUGCCUUCCAAGACAUGUGGAAGUAAGUGAUCCUCCUGCCAGAGAAACACAGGCUCAGAGGAUUCCUGGGAACAGGGAGGAUGGGAUUAGUGGAAGCUUAGUGGAAAAGGAAAGUUAUCAUCCUCCAAGACCCUUAAUAGAUAGAACAUACCAGGUUCUGCAGGUCAGCAUCAUUGUGUAAUGAGAAGUGAAGUAGGGGACCCUGUGGUUUAACCUUAGAAUCUCUUUCCUGUAGGCUCUUUCUGCUGUCUAUAUUCAUAUAAAGUUUUCCACCUCACCCUCCCACAGUCUAGAGAGAUGCCCAUUCCAUGGUCCUCCAGAGAAUAGUUUUGACUUAACAUGUCUUUUUAGCCUGCAUCACGUCAGUUAUCAACACCGCCACUGUGCUUACUGUUCCUACAGCCACACCAGGCUUGAAGAGUUAGUGGGACCAAUAAAUAAUUGGAAGUAUUGGAAAAAGCAACUUAAAAUACGUGGGGACAAAAAAUACAGUAAAAUUCUUUUUAUCAAGCUGAUGCUGUGAGAAACCAGAUGAAUGCCAGUUUGGCUUUAUUUCUAAGAAUCUGGGUCUUCGUUCUCUGGUGUAGAAGGAAUGCAAAAAGAACAAAACAAAAACAAAACAACAUAUUUUGAAAAGACAUAUUCUGACAUCUCUGCUUGCGUGUGGUAAGGCAGGCUCCUAUCAGACAUUUAUCCCUUUGGUCAACAUCCCUUUUGCUCAUCCAGGGCUUCAUACUCAAUAUUGCUUAAAAAAAAAAAAAAAGUAUCAGCUGUGGAUGACUCUUUGGAAGUAUGAGUAUCAUGGUGGGGAGGAAGGAUUUUUUUUAAAAUGUAAACGACCCCCAUUUACCAGACCCUAAUCAAAGUCACUUAAGGGAAUCCCUCAGCCUUUUAUUUGGAAACAGCUGAAAUAAACUGGCAGCAGCUAGAUCAGAGUAUCUUGCUUUAUUUUAGGCCAAAGGUAGUAUGAGAUUUGGACCAAAAAGGUAGAUAGAUCCAUUCUAGCACCUGAUACUGAUUUUUCAAGGCUCUAUUAAAGGUCAAAAAUUUCAUUAAACGAGACCAGUUCUCCCUCUUCCCCCUUGUCCCAAGAAAUCUUAGGCAUGAAAAGGAUAAGGAAACAGCUCCUGGAAUGAUACAUUUGCAUGGUGCCCUAGUAGCAGGUUGGGAAAAAGUUAUAAGAAACAACUUUCGAAAACAGGACUUUUAUCUCAGAGAUAAAAUGUCUCUCUUGUGGUCUUUCAUCACUAUCUCUGUGGUGGAAGGUUCCCCUAGUUCCAACAUAUUUCCAUUAAAAUAGUCAAAGCCACGGCAUUGGGAUGUCAGAUGCAUCUCUUUCUUUGUGGUAAUCGGAAUUUAAAAUUAUACAGUUGCCUCUGAAUUUCUCAUGCACAAAGCCAAACCACUGAUAAGAGAUAAAGCAGUCUGAAGCCUGCUGCUUCAGCCAGCACAGCACAGCACACGCACUUGCACUUUCAAAAGCAAUGUGAGUUCUAUGGUUCUUAAAAGCUUUCUUCAUAACAGAGUCCUUGAAAUUUCUCAAGGCAGGUCUGAAUGGCAAAGGGAAAAUAAUUACUUGUGGGAGGUCCUCCUUUUGAGUAUUGUUAGAGCACACAUGUAAAAGAAAAGAACCUUUUUGGGGCAACUCAUGCUCACACAUGCUGUUUUCUUUGGUUCUCCUGCUACCUUCAUUUUGUAGAUAUUGAUAGAUUAGGAGGAAAUUAGCAUCCUUAUUUGAGAAAGAGCAAGAAUGUCACGAGCCCUUGAUGCAAUAGUAAAUGUGAUGUCAUCAUACAGUGUUAAUGAUGCUAUCAAAUCCAUCAAUAAACAGUCUCAAACCUUCCAACAACAGUGCUCACUGCUGCUCCUCAACUUCAGCCCAGCAAGCAGUAAUAUCAUCACCCAUUUUGAGAUUUGCAGGUGGAAUAGAACAAAGAAACAGCCACUGUAAUCGAGAAGCAUGUUUAGUGUCUAAAUCCACCUGUUGCAAUGGGAAGCCAGAGUGGGGUUCCAAAUGCCUCAUUAAGUAUGUGGACAGUCCCACUAGUAAGUGAGUGAAUUUGGCUUCAUCACUGAACAUUAGCUAAGGUCAGCUUAAUAACACAAAUAUGAGGCCAACUUCUUUGCGAGAAGAGAAAAGAAAACAUCUGCUUGAUCUAAAAUCCACCCCACAUGCCUAGAGUUGUCUAAUAGUCCCUCAGUCUCCAAUGGCUUCACAUCCUACUUCUACAUUUGGGGUUUUUGGUGAAAUCAGAGAUAACUCAGAAUUUCAUAAAGUGAGAAACUCCAAACUGGUCUAUUAGGUUCCAUGGGAACACUUGUAGCCAAAGGAUUGUCUGAGGGCAGGAAGACGACACUUGUCAACAAGGAAGACAGUGUUUCUUUAGUUCCCAUAUUCAUCUAAUUCAUGGGGUUCUAACAUUUUGGGGGGCCAUAGAUUCUUUUGACAAUCUGAGCCAAUCUAUGAAACUUCUCCCCAAAAAGAACCACCCCACAAAAUCUUUCAAAACAUAAGAGAUUUUCCUGGAUCUGAAGCCUACCCUAAGACAUGGGAAGAGUUGUAUUCUAUUAUUCAAUUGUAAGAAUAUUUAUUAAUAUGCACUGAGCUAUUACUAGGCACUGUGCUAAACAUUUUACAUACAUUCUUCUAUUUCAUCCUCAAAACAAUCCUUUGAGUUGGGUUCUAAUAUAGUUCCAAUAUUCGGAUGUGAAAACUGAGGCUUACAGUGGCUAAGAAACUUGCCCAAAGCCAUUACCUAGAAAAUGGCAGAGCUGGAAUGUAGCUUUAACUCCUGACCACUAUGCUAUAAAGUCACCACAUGUCAAACUAAUUUUCAAGUUGUUGGGACAUGUCCCCUACUAGGUUUUAAACUAGAUCUUCUUUGGUAGAUGAAGCUAUAGAACUUCUAUUUUCCCUGCUUUCUAUAGUCUCUCACAGUGACAGCAUCUAUACUAAAGUAUAGAUACCUAAGGGGAAAAUAUAGAAAGCCUGCCUGAAUAAUAGAAUCUAGAACAAAAGAAAAUAUUAAUUUGUUCUGUGUAUGCUCAAGUCAAGCUUAAAAAAAAAUAGACCAGAAAAUACCUGGGUUGUUAGCCUCACAUUUAGGAGAAAAUUGUAAUACUCAAUUAUCUGUGGGUGUGGCUAAACAAGUCAGCAUUUCUGCACACAUAUAUCUCUUUCCUUUAUACUUCCCUUCAAAAGACAAAUACCUUACUUUUGAUCUUUGACACUAUUUGGUCAGUAUUCUUCUCCACCUUUACUUGUGGCAAAACUCAAGGAAGCUCAUUUCUAUCAUUGUCUCUGUUUCCCUAUAAGAAAGAACUAGCAGGGACUUACUGACUGCAUUAGGCAUACAAUGUCAGAGCUGAGCUGACCACUCUGGUUCCGUAAUGGCUUUGGCCUCACACCUUGGCAGCCAUCAUUAAUGGCCCAUACCCUUCCCCAAGUGCAGAAUUCUCCUCCCCAGAGCACUCAGGCUGUCACUACCAAUUUAUCUGAGUUGGAAAUGAGACUCAUUUGCCACUUCUUAUUUUUAAAGUGGCACCCUUUAACUUUGAACCUGUAUAUUUUACUGGCAUCCUAGAUUCAGCAAUGAGGUUGGUGGUGUUUCAACUAGGAAGGGAGAAAAUGAGUGCAUCUGAAGUUCCUUACAGCUUGGUUUCUUUGGAAUGCUUUCAUCUUCUAAGCAAAGGGAUCAGGGUUUGAUCUGUAAGAGUUAAAAAGACAAAGUCGUUUUGAAGAAUUAACUCAGCCAGGGAUCAUGCAAAAAGAUUAGAAACCAGAAUGCCCUUGUUAAAGCCCUGCUGUCAACCUGCCUUCACCCAGAGCUUAGAGGGCCACAGCAGCAAAGAGGUUGGGGUCCAUCCUGCUCUGAUGUGCUUUUUCCACAACACAUAUCUGGUCCUCUGGGAGGACUGUGGAUAGAGCUCCUCACCAUACCCAAAAGACUCAGCCCCAGUGCCAGUGCUUGCCUGGUUCAACAACCCUCCACAAAACCUUAGUAAAGGGAUGAGCCAAAAAUGAAAAAGACUCUACUCUACAGUAAGUCAGUCAAGGAUUUCCGUUUUAAUGGUUUAAGACAUCCAAAUGGCAAGCCAGGAAUAGAUACCAUUAAAGGGUCUCAUAGGACUAAUCUCACCAGAGCCAGAAAUCUAGCUCUCUGGAAGGGAUGCAAGAUUCUAGAAAAGUAAAGGGAAGUGUUGGCACAUCUGAAUUUAGUGAACACAAAAUUAACUUAAUUUUUAUCUAGUCUUUCUGUGACGGAGGGAAUAAAGUUUUUCAUGUAUCAACCACCUCCCCCAGUCAGGUUUCUCCCUUUUUGAGAUUAUGAAGAAGCUGAGACAUACUUCUUAAGGAGGUCGUGUUUUAGAAGGAAAAGGCAGAGUCUAUCCAUGAUUAUGCUGGCUUGAUGCGCUUCUGAAGAAGCCAGAUUCUGAUGUUCUUAACCAAAAUGGUGAGGUCAUGGAAGUCCCAUUUGCUUGGAGAUUUUGAAAAAAAAAAAAAAAAAGAAACCCAUUCCCAUAAAGCAACUGAGUUCAGCCUUUGGAUUAUUUUUGGUUUGGUUUUUCUCUGGUUUUGGAUGUGAUGUAAGAAGAGCUUUUUAGUUUUGUUUUGAAUAACAUCAAUCCUUGCACACUCUAUGCAAAAAUUUUGUAAGCAUUGCAAUAAUGCUAUGAAUUACAAGGAACUAUUUUAACUUUAUUACACUUUCUGUAUAAAAAAUUUGUAUUUAAUAUUAUUUCGACUGCAGUCUUGUAAAAUAUAUUAAUAAAAAUAAUGAUUGGUAAGAAGGAAA